GGGGAGGGCUGGUGGCUGGGCGGACGCGCGCCGAGGCCAUGCCGCGCUCCUUCCUGGUGGACUCUCUGGUGCUGCGCGAAGCAGGCGAGAAGAAGGCGCCCGAGGGCAGUCCGCCGCCGCUCUUUCCCUACGCGGUUCCCCCGCCGCACGCGCUGCACGGUCUCUCUCCUGGCGCUUGCCACGCGCGCAAGGCCGGGCUUCUGUGCGUAUGCCCGCUCUGCGUCACCGCCUCACAGCUGCACGGGCCCCCCGGGCCGCCCGCGCUGCCGCUGCUCAAAGCAUCCUUCCCGCCCUUCGGCUCUCAGUACUGCCACGCGCCCCUUGGCCGCCAGCACUCGGCCGUGUCGCCCGGGGUCGCUCACAGUCCGGCCGCCGCUGCAGCAGCGGCCGCGCUCUACCAGACUUCCUACCCGCUGCCGGAUCCCCGGCAGUUCCACUGCAUCUCCGUGGACAGCAGCUCGAACCAGCUGCCCAGCAGCAAGAGGAUGCGGACCGCGUUCACCAGUACGCAGCUGCUGGAGCUGGAGCGCGAAUUCGCCUCCAAUAUGUACCUGUCCCGCCUUCGCCGCAUCGAGAUCGCAACCUACCUGAAUCUGUCCGAGAAGCAGGUGAAGAUCUGGUUUCAGAACCGCCGGGUGAAGCACAAGAAGGAGGGCAAGGGCAGCAACCACCGCGGCAGCGCGGGCGGUGCGGCUGCGGGUGCCGGCGGGGGCGCACCGCAAGGCUGCAAGUGCGCGUCGCUCUCCUCAGCCAAGUGCUCAGAGGAUGACGACGAAUUGCCCAUGUCUCCGUCCUCCUCCGGGAAGGACGACCGGGAUCUUACGGUCACUCCGUAGGC
Molecule: messenger RNA, 838 nt
Organism: Urocitellus parryii (Arctic ground squirrel)
Lineage: Eukaryota; Metazoa; Chordata; Mammalia; Rodentia; Sciuridae
Gene: Gsx1
Product: GS homeobox 1
Biological process (GO): regulation of DNA-templated transcription
Cellular component (GO): nucleus
Molecular function (GO): sequence-specific double-stranded DNA binding; DNA-binding transcription factor activity, RNA polymerase II-specific
Source: RefSeq, a predicted model, not a curated record